Messenger RNA from Sesamum indicum (sesame), 2201 nucleotides. The record is from RefSeq and is a predicted model, not a curated record. NCBI's taxonomy places the organism in Eukaryota, Viridiplantae, Streptophyta, Magnoliopsida, Lamiales, Pedaliaceae.
GUGGUAAAAUUAGCUGAUUGAGUUAUAGCGAGUUCUUGGGUUUUUGAGCUGCUCUGUUAUUUCUUUGAAUAGUGAAGAAUCGAUGGGUGUGGUCAAGUGUAUGGAAUUUUUGAGGAUCAAAUGCUGAUAUUCUGAUUUUUAAUCAACUGAAAUGAGCUAGAAGGGUACUUGUGAGGCAAGAAAAGACUAUAUUUGAUGCAAGCGUGCCAAUAUCAUAGCAGAUCCGGAAUGACGAAUACACUGUGCUGCCGGCCCAUUGGAAAGUUAGAGAACUGCUCUUUGCAACCGUGUCAGCCUAUAAAUCCCCACCACUUGAGCUACAAUAAUGGUAGUAACGGGAGCAACUACCCAGUUCAUAUUUCUCAAGAUCGAUAUUGUACGCUGGAGUCGUCGUCGUUGAGCGUCAAUUACACAGGACAUGACUCACCUUCGACUGUCAGUUUCUCGGCUAACGAGAGCUCAUUGUCCCAGCAAGAAUCUAUGUCACUCUGUAUGGACCCGCACCACUCCCCGGACACUAACUAUGGCUCGCCUAUUACUGGGCCACGGGUAACCGAAGACGUGAAUGAAUUAAAGCACAAGCUGAAAGAACUCGAGACGGUGAUGUUGGGCCCUGAUCUCGACUCUCUUGAAUAUUUUGAUGAUACCUUACCUAGCAGCAUAGCCUCGGCUGAAAUAGAGAGCUGGAGAGAUAUGAUGGUUGUCAUACCCAAAGGGGACUUGAAACGGGUACUUAGUGCCUGUGCAAUGGCAGUAUCAAAUGGUGAUUUGUUGACGGCACAAUGGCUGAUUUCUGAGUUACGUCAAAUAGUGUCGGUUUCUGGUGAACCGGUACAGCGUCUGGGAGCAUACAUGCUCGAAGGGCUCGUUGCCCGGCUGAGUGCUUCAGGAAGUUCAAUAUACAAAUCUUUGAAAUUCCAAGAACCUGCAAGUUUCGAACUUCUAUCUUAUAUGCACAUACUUUAUGAGGUCUGCCCUUAUUUCAAGUUCGGACACAUGUCAGCAAAUGGGGCCAUUGCAGAAGCUAUGAAGGACGAAGAACGUGUUCAUAUUAUCGAUUUCCAGAUAGGUCAGGGGAGCCAAUGGAUACCUCUAAUCCUGGCUUUUGCUGCGCGACCAGGAGGGCCGCCCCAUAUUCGGAUAACAGGAAUCGAUGACUUUAGAUCGAUCGUUGCACGUGGAGGAGGAUUGAGCAUUGUGGGACGGAGGUUAUCUAAGCUUGCUGAAGCCUUCAAAGUCCCUUUCCAAUUCCAUGGUGCAGCCAUGUCGGGCUGUGAGGUUCAAGUAAAAAAUCUAGGAAUUCGACCCGGUGAAGCACUAGCGGUGAAUUUUGCAUUCAUGCUACAGCACAUGCCUGAUGAAAGUGUGAGCACCGAAAAUCAUCGGGACAGGCUGUUGAGGAUGGUCAAAGGCCUUAAUCCGAAGGUGGUGACUUUAGUUGAGCAAGAAUUCAAUACAAACACUGCCGCAUUUUAUCCUCGAUUCUUGGAAGCAUUGGAUUAUUACACGGCUAUGUUUGAUUCCAUUGAUGCGACACUCCCAAGAGAACACAAGGAACGAAUAAAUGUCGAGCAGCAAUGCUUGGCAAGAGAGGUCGUUAACAUAAUAGCUUGUGAGGGAAAGGAGAGAGUGGAGAGGCAUGAGCCUCUUGGGAAGUGGAGAUCACGGCUAAAAAUGGCUGGUUUUAGUCCAUAUCCGUUGAGUUCUCUGGUCAAUGCUACAAUCAAAACUUUGCUUGAAAACUACUGCAGUAAGUACCGGGUUGAGGAAAGAGAUGGCGCUUUAUAUCUUGGUUGGAUGAACAGAGAUUUGGUUGCUUCUUGUGCCUGGAAGUGAGCAUUUGCUGCAGGAUUAGAGGCAUGGGUUCAGUUUGAACUCACAAUUGCCCUGAUUCUCCUUUUCUUUCCAGCAAUCAGUUACUCCUUCACAAGUCUACUCCAUUACCGAAAAAAAAACCCAAAUAGUUACACAGUCAUCUAUACUACUGUUUAAGAUCAAGUGUUUGCUUUUAGCAUAAAAGCAAUAGCCAGAACUCGAUGCGCAAGUUUACUUUUUUAUAUACUUGGCUGCUUUUAGCAUAAAAGCAAUAGCCAGAACUCGAUGCGCAAGUUUACUUUUUUAUAUACUUGGCUGAGCAAAGCACUGUAUUACACAACGACCCGUAUGAAAUGGUUGUCCUGCAAGCCAGCAUAAUUUGGGAA